Molecule: messenger RNA, 1317 nt
Organism: Colletotrichum karsti
Lineage: Eukaryota; Fungi; Ascomycota; Sordariomycetes; Glomerellales; Glomerellaceae
Product: beta-glucosidase
Exons: 2
Coding region: 1-1317 (438 amino acids)
Biological process (GO): fungal-type cell wall organization
Cellular component (GO): cell surface; fungal-type cell wall
Source: RefSeq, a predicted model, not a curated record
AUGAGGUCCAUCGUCACGCUCGCAGUCGCGGCCUCCCUUGCCGCCGGCGUCGUCGCCCAGCCUCACAACCACCGACAUCGCCAUGUCAAGAAGGAUGCUGCCUCCCCCGUGGAGAAGCGCGAGCCCGAUGUCGUCGUCGUGUACGAAGCCGGCCCUACCGUGACCAACUACGAGCUUGGAGGAAAGGUCAUCAGCGAAGAUGAGGCCAAGCAGGGCAUCGAGGACGGACUCUUCGUCGUCGUCGGAGAGACCACCCCUACCUCGACCCCCCUGCCUCCCGCUUCCACCUCCAAGGCCCCGACUCCUUCCUCCUCAAAGGAUGCUCAGUUCUUCGAAGCUAAGAUCGCCAAGACUACUUCCACCACUCCCACCCCUACUCCGACUCCGACCCCGACCCCGACGCCCUCUUCAUCGAGCCAGGCGCCACCCGCUUCCACCUCCAAGGCUUCGAGCGGAGGUUCCAGCGGCGGAGCCAAGGGCUUGACUGCCGAGUUCCCCAGCGGCGAGCUCGACUGCUCCACGUUCCCCUCCGACUACGGUGCUGUCGCCGUUGAGUACCUUGGUACCAACGGUUGGACCGGCAUCCAGAGAACCCCCAACUACAGCAUUGGCGACGCCGCCAUUUCCUUCAUCGAGUCGGCAGUAUCUGGCGAUGGUGGCUGCAGCAAAAACUCAUUCUGCUCCUACGCCUGCCCCGUCGGCUACCAGAAGACGCAGUGGCCCACUGCCCAGGGCUCAACCAAGCAGUCCAUUGGUGGACUUUACUGCAACAAGCAGGGCAAGCUUGAGCUUACUCGCACCUCUAAGAAGACCCUUUGCGAGAAGGGCGCUGGUGGCGUCUUCAUCCAGAACGACCUCCCCAAGUCUGCCGCUGUUUGCCGAACCGACUACCCGGGUCUCGAGAACAUGGUCAUUGCUACUGUUCCCGAGCCUGGCCAGAAGCUGGAGCUGUGCAACCCCGCUUCUUCUGACUACUACGUCUGGGACAACAACCCUACCACUGCGCAGUACUACGUCAACAACGCGGGCGUCCCCGUCGAGGAUGCCUGUGUCUGGACGAGCGCCACCAACCCCCUGAGCGCUGGCAACUGGGCCCCUGUCAACAUUGGUGUCGGCAAGAGCUCCGACGGCAACACGUACCUCUCCAUCUUCAACAACGCCCCCACCUCGACAGCCAAGCUGAACUUCAACAUUGAAAUCACUGGUGGCAACAGCAAGUGCUCACUUAUCAACGGUGUCUACUCCGGCAACUCGGCUACCGGCUGUACUACAGCCUUUUCCAGCGGGACUGCCAUCAUCCGCUUCUACCAGGACUAA